Lineus longissimus is the source of this 3541-nucleotide messenger RNA. Its product is annotated as sex peptide receptor-related protein 2-like. The record is from RefSeq and is a predicted model, not a curated record. Gene Ontology annotation, biological process: G protein-coupled receptor signaling pathway. Gene Ontology annotation, molecular function: G protein-coupled receptor activity. The coding region runs from base 1275 to 2522 and encodes 415 amino acids. Lineage: Eukaryota; Metazoa; Nemertea; Pilidiophora; Heteronemertea; Lineidae. The transcript is spliced from 3 exons. Gene Ontology annotation, cellular component: membrane.
AGGAAGUCACAUGAAUUCAAAUUGUGCACCAUUCUUUGGCUUAACUAAACGUAUGUAUCAAGUUGAACAAGUGAUCUUGAGGUAAUAUAAUGAAUGAGGAGCAUGCUAUAUCAGAGAUGUCACAGCAGACGAGAUGGAUGGAUAAAAAACUUUAGAAACUACACAGAACUCCGGCAAACCAGCAGUUUUAUAACAAAGCAUAAUUCAUGUUAAAGGAUUGCAAAAACUUGUUAUCAAAAACUGGAUCAGCUGUUGAUCAAUUUCCUAUUUGAUUUGACUCAUUGCUUUGGAUCAUAACAAAGCAGAGGACAUACAAUUUGAUCAGUUUUAAAGAUAUUCAACAAAUCGUUUGAUCAGUUUUCGAUCCAACAAAUCAGAAUAAAUCAUGCAUUCUAUGUGACAUUACUGCCCAGUGGCAAAAUUACUGUUAGAUAUACAUACCCUUUAUCACGAAACGUAAUUCAUUUACAAGGACGCCAUCGUGGAAUUACUACAGAUUUGGAUACAACUUACAUUCAAUGUGACAUAUUGUUCAAGCUGGAAACUGGAUUAUGAAUAAGAAAUUUCCCAGAGGGAAAUUGAUGAAAUAUUUCAUGAAUUAACACAAGGCAGAAUCGGUUCAUGAACGGAAUAUAUACGGUAAAAAAAAUUCACGGCUGCAUGAUACGUGGUCUUAUGCUAGGGUGAAGAAAGUGUAGAAUUCAAUUUUGUUUAUUGUGAUUGGCUAAGUUACUAUUCUCCGGUACCAAAGGAAUACGCACCUGUGAGACAAGAUCUUGUAGGAAAUAUCAGCAAAAACGCUAGAAUUCUUUUAGUGGCGGAUGUAUAUGCAUGAUUAUCAUCAGCGAGUGGAUUAUUAAAGUGAAAUGCAAAUGUCUAACGGAUGCGUCCAACCCCUCAACUGGUCUGAGGGAUGCAAUAUGUAGCAAGGAUUACGAAGCGCAUAGCUAGAUUUAAAAAGUUUUUAAAGUAAUAUUGAUUUUUUCACCACUUAGGAGCUUGCGCUUCAAUCACUGGAUAACAAUAUUGCAUUGGAUUCUAGGCAAGGAUUCUGGAAGUGAUACCUAAAUGGUUUUUGAUAAAAUAAAAUCAAACAGAUGUUGACAUCAUUUGCAUAAAACCUUGGAUUACGACUCAACUGGAUAUGACAUGCGAUUAUGUGAUAUUUGGUGUGGAGUAAAAAUCAUAGUUUCCAGUUCAUUUGGUAGAAAGUGAGGAACACAAGAAAAUUCUCACACUUUUAAAUCAGAUUAUUUCGAACGGCUAACACCACAAUGGCGGACGUGGAUUCAUCGUAUUUGGGCGACAACGAUACGAUUGGGUAUAAUCUGACCAAUGAAACUGCUGAGAACACAAGCUUGCCUUCAAACGGAGGAACUGGAGGGACGUUACCGGACAAUUCAGUCUAUAUCGAAAUUAUCAACGGGUACGUCCAACCCGUCGUCUGUGCCUUUGGAAUUCUGGGCAAUAUGCUGAACCUUAUCGUUUUGUCGAGGAAGCGAUUCACCACCUCCAUGGACAGCAUGGAACGGACGGUCCAAAUGUGCCUCAUUGCUCUUGCCGUUAGUGAUAUGAUGUUCUGUUUGGUGGCGCUACCCCAGUCUAUGCUGAAACAUCCUUAUAUUUCUCACAGCAUGAUGUCAUUUCUGUUGUUUAAAUUUGUUGAGACGCCUCUAGUGAAUACCUUUAUAUUGACGAGUACGUGGUUGACGGUCUCUAUGACCAUUGGCCGAUAUAUCGUUGUGCGUCACCCGCUACAUGCGCGCUCCAUUGUCGAUGCCAAGUGCACCAGAUUAGCCAUUAUAUCCGUUUAUGUGAUAUCAAUAGGAAUAAACUUACCCCGCUUCUGGAUGAACCAGAUUUACCCCAUUCGGUGUAUACUCCUGGCUAGAUAUGGGUACAUCGACGCAAAAGGCAUCGAUAUUAAUGACACCUGCUAUCUUGUGGAUAAAUCAAAACUUGGUCGUGAUCUGACAUUCCUUGUUAGUUAUACAAGUGUUGUAUUCGUCAUCGGCUUUGUGAUUCCUUUACUAAUCCUGAUCUACUGUAACGCUCAUCUCAUCCGAGCGCUGAACCAGGCCAGGCGCAUCCAGCGUCAGAUCAGUGCCAACGCGUCAUACCGCCAACAGAAGGACCGCCUGACGCCUACUCUAAUUACCAUAAUUAUCAUGUUCUUCAUUUUGGUAGCACCAGGUGAAAUAUACAUGUACAUCAACAUAGUCCACGGGCCAACUCAACAAGUUUCAACGGACACGAUUUUCUGUAUUACGAACACUCUUAACCUUAUCAAUUACAGUAUGAACUUUGUCUUAUACUGUGCGGUGAAUGCGUCUUUCCGGAAAACACUGCGUUCGAUGGUGAUCCAUUGGUGUUUCACACAAGACCCACGGUUGACGUCGAUUAACCCGAACAAUUCUGUGAAUACCUAUCAGACGGUUAGUUAUAAUGUAGCGCCGCAACAACGAGUUGUAAAUGGGAGUCAACAGCUGAACAAUGUUCAAAUUGAACAUGUACCAGUGUAGCGAAACAGGCAGCGGUUUUGAGCGGUGCAGCAAAUAUCACCAUCAUUGGGUAGUUCUGUUCAUUCACUUACAUGUACUAUUGCCGACUUUAAGUGCCCUGCAUACAAGUGAUUUUUAUUGCUUCGAUGAGUGAUACAAAGAUUGCUUGUCUGCGGAAUAAUGCGUGGUUUGACACCUGCUGUAGGCUGCCCAGUCACCUCCCAUUCUUCGUAAGUAGUUUCCAUCAACAAAUUGCACGAAAGAGGAAAAUUCAAAAUCUGACUCAGUUAUCACGCGAGAAGAACGAACAUACUGCAGCAAAAAGCUGCCCAUUCCUUUCAGCAACUGGGAGAACAUUGAGGUGGCUGCUUCUUUGACCUUAAAGGAUAAAAAAACCAGUAACACUUCAACGCUGCAAUGUUUCAUUUGUCAGGGCAUGCUAUUGCCACCCCUUCUUCAUUUUCUACCAAAGGUAUGCCAGAGUAAUUAUCGGUCACAUAUCACAUAUUUGGAAUAUCAUGUCAGAAAAUGAGAUCAUAUUAUCUUCAAUACCCCUUUCAACAAAGCUGUCAAAACUGACAUCACUGAUAACUAGAAUCUCUUGUGGCGUUAUACUGAAAUGUCAUGUUUGACGUGAAUGAUAUUUGAGGAUGAUCCAUGGGGAUGUGAUAUUUCAUACUAGUCCCCUUAGUUCACGGUAUAAUUGUUGAUGCUUGUGUUUUGGUCUUGUCGACAUGUACACUGUAUUUUUUAACCUAUUCCACAGCAUCUCCUGAAUUAAAAGUACAUAAUAUCAACUUGAUCAACUCUCUCAACCAGUCAUAACUAUAUACUAAGACUGUUAACUGAGCUGAAUUUGUGAUAUCAGUUCAGAUAAUUCAAUAAUGAGGACAGUAUUGGUACAUAAUUGACACCAACACUGUUUUGAACAACCAAGCCCCCAAGGCACCAAAUUCCACAUGUUACACAAUGACCACCAAUUGAAUAUAUGAAUUGGUCAACUUUGAUGUCCUUGUUCAAGUUUGUGAGUAUAUUGAAUA